This is a messenger RNA of Melozone crissalis (California towhee), 1789 nucleotides long. RefSeq names its product proline and arginine rich end leucine rich repeat protein (gene PRELP). Gene Ontology annotation, cellular component: extracellular exosome. The record is from RefSeq and is a predicted model, not a curated record. Gene Ontology annotation, molecular function: protein binding; heparin binding. Bases 81 to 1190 code for a protein of 369 amino acids. The transcript has 3 exons. Lineage: Eukaryota; Metazoa; Chordata; Aves; Passeriformes; Passerellidae.
AGAAGCCAGAGAGAAACUUGUCUUGGGGAUUAAUAGGAGGCAGGAGCAGGGAGAGGUGCACGCAGGAAAUCACCUGGACCAUGAGGGCGACCCUUGCGUUCCUCCUCCCGCUGGCGCUGGCGCUGGUGGCGAGCGGGCAGCGCCGCAAACCGCCCCGCCGGCCCACCCGGCCUCCCCUGCCUUUCGAGGAGCCCGUGGAGCCCACAGAGCUGCCCCCUCCCCUCCCUCCGGGCCCCCCGUCCGUGUUCCCCGACUGCCCGCGGGAGUGCUACUGCCCGCCCGACUUCCCGUCGGCGCUGUACUGCGACAGCCGCAACCUGCGCACGGUGCCCGUCAUCCCCGCGCGCAUCCACUACCUGUACCUGCAGAACAACUUCAUCGCCGACCUGCCCGAGGAGUCCUUCCGCAACGCCACCGGCCUCAAGUGGGUCAACCUGGACAACAACCGCAUCCGCAAGGUGGACAGGAAGGUGCUGGAGAAGCUGGAGAACCUCAUCUUCCUCUACAUGGAGAGGAACCAGCUGAAGGAGGUGCCGGCGUUCCUGCCGCCCAACCUGGAGCAGCUGAGGCUCAGCAGGAAUCAGAUCUCCAAGAUCCCUCCUGGGGUCUUCAACAAGCUGGAGAACCUGGUGCUGCUGGACCUGCACCACAACAAGCUGAGCGACGGCGUCUUCAACAAGAACACCUUCAAGGGGCUCAAGAACCUCAUGCAGCUCAACCUGGCCCACAACAUCCUGAGGAAGAUGCCCCCCGGCGUGCCCAGCGCCAUCCACCAGCUCUUCCUGGACAGGAACAACAUCGAGGACAUCCCCAGCGAUUAUUUCAAGGAGUUUCCCAACCUGGCUUUCAUCCGGCUCAACUACAACCAGAUCUCGGAUAAGGGGCUGCCCAAAAAUUCCUUCAACCUCACCAACCUGCUGGUGCUGCACCUGGCCCACAACAAGCUCACCAACGUGCCCUUCAUCAGCCCCAAGCUGGAGCACCUCUACCUGAACAACAACUCCAUCGAGAAAAUCAACGGCACUCAGAUCUGCCCCACCUCGCUGGUGUCCAUCCAGGAUUUCUCUCCCUCCAACCUGGACAGCGUGCCCCGGCUGCGCUACCUGCGGCUGGACGGGAACCUGCUGAAGCCGCCCAUCCCUCUGGACCUGAUGCUGUGUUUCCGCCUGCUGCAGUCCGUGGUGUUUUAGCCCUGCCCGCCUCUCCCAGGCUUUGCUCGGACAUUUCAGACACGUGGGACCUUCUCUCCUCCCUCUCUCCCCCUGCUCUCUCCUCGCCUCCAUCCCUCUCCUCGUUUUCCCCUUUUCCUGCCCUGCGGGGACAGCGGUGGCUCCUUGGGGACCGCGCUCUGCCGUGUCACAGCUCGCUGUCCUUGUCCCCGGUUCCAUCUCUCCCUUGUGCCCCGCAGGGUUUGGGGUCGGUCCGGAUGGAGCCGCUGGGCUCAGGGUGUGUCCAGCACCAUGAAACGUUCCCGGUGGGUUUUGGAGCUGGGAUGGGAUGAACUGGAGAUGAGGGUGGUGGGAUGCGUAGAAGGGGAGGGAGGAUGGACAAUCAGGCCAUGCCAGGGAUGGGGACACUCCUGUCACCCUUCUGGAGAGCUUUGGCUCCACGUUUCUCCAGAGGAGGAGGAUCUAAAUCCUGCCUGGAGCUCUGGAUCUGUGGGGAUGGAGCAGGGAGGGUUUCCUGCCCAUGUGUGGGGUGGACACCUUCCCACACCCCCUGGGCAGGAGCAGACCCUGCCCGGCUUCAAAUCCCCAUCCUAGAACCGACCCAUGGGGACACAGCCCCA